AUGCAGCUAACUGGCCUCCUCCCUGUGCUGGCUUCUCUCCAGGUCCUUCCCCAGCUGGUGUCACCUGCAGCCGCCCUGCAAACCCCCACCAUCAUCGUACAGCCCCAGCACCCUGUGUAUUUCCCGGGGGAGCGUCUCACCCUCAGAUGCUCAGCCCCUGACGAGGAGGCGGUGACCAGCUACCAGUUCUACAAUCAGCACGGGGAACGGGUCUUCACAGAAACCACCGGCCUGCCUGGGGGGCCCUGGCUGGUCCUGACGGCUGAGACGGGGAAGGCCGGGGCGUACAGCUGUGAGUACUGGGCAGUGAGAGACGGACGGCACAUCUACUCUGCACGCAGCCAGCCCGUCCCGGUACCAGUGAUGGAUUUCCCUGCUGCUCCAUCCAUCUCUGUGAUUUCUGAUCCCCCCGGGAACAGCCCUGUUACCAUCCUAUGCUUGGCCCUUCCGGGACACAUGGCUACAAGGUACCAGUUCCUGAGGCAGGGGAAUGUCAUUGUCUCACAGCCGGGUGCCCGUCUCCAGCUCCGUCAGUCUGAUUUAGAUGCUACCAGCCCUUACACCUGCAGCUAUGAGGUGAAUGUCUCAGGAAGAACGAUCCAGUCACUGCCGAGUGCCCCCCUCUCAAUCCAUCUGAUAGGGCCUUCCGUGAUCCCGGAAAACUUUCGGCCAACUCUGCGGCUGUCCCCAACGGGCCCUGAGUUCACCACUGGUAAGUCUGUUACCCUGACGUGCUCAGCUCCCAGCUGGGAGAAGAAGAUGCAGUUCUGCUUCCUCAAGGCCGGGGAACAAGUGGCAUGCACGAGACAGGCCCUGGAGGACUCUCAGAGUUACCAGAUUGGCAGACUCGGCAUGGAGGAUUCUGGUUCGUACACCUGUACGUACCGGGUAGCCGAACCUGGGCAGGAGAUCUCCUCCCUAGAGAGCCAGCCCAUCUCCAUCAGAGUCACAGAUCCCCUGCCAGCCCCUGCGCUCUCUCUGAGCCCCCAGCACCCUGUGUACGUGUGGGGAGAGCGGGUGACCCUGGAGUGUUCGGCUCCCGGGGGCCCGGAGGUGGCUGGAUACAGGUUCUACAAGAGACACCGAGGCCGGGCCCCCGAGGAGCUGCCUGCAGGGGCCACGGGGCCCUUAGAGAUGCUCACAGUGGAGGUGGGAGAUCCCAGCGAGUACAGCUGUGCCUAUUGGGUCCUGCGAGCCAGCCAGGAGAUCCCCUCCCGGGAGAGCCCCCCUGUGCCCAUCGCUGUGAUCGCCCCCCUGCCUGCCCCUUGGCUCACCGCGAGCCCAGCACACCCGGUCUACGUCGUGGGAGAAGCCGUGGCUCUGACCUGCUCGAUUCCUGGGGCUCCCACGCUGGCCACGGUUCAGUUCUCCAAGGACGGAGGGGAGCUCCCCUCACCUCUGCUCAGCGACAGCCCCACCCUGCAGCUCGCCAGCGUGGGCACGGGGCACGCCGGGACCUACUCCUGUCGGUACCAGAGGUGGGAGUCCGGGAGAGAGAUCUCAUCCCCCCCCAGUGGGGCCGUCGUCAUCUCCGUGCUGGAUCCCCCUGGGAAGCCCUCGGUGUCCCUGUCUCCAGACUAUCCGGCCUACGUGGCUGGAGACAGGGUGGAAAUUAACUGCUCGGCUCCCCCCGGUGCCUCCCCGGUGCAGUACGGGCUCUACGAGAGCGGGGAGCCGCUAGGAUCCGUGACGGGAAACGCUGGGACUCGGCAGAUGGAUCUUCAAGACAAUGGCGCCAGAAACGCAACCUGGUCCUUCUCCUGCGCCUACGUGGAGCUGAUCCAGGGCAGGGCAGUGCCCUCCAAUGCCAGCGACCCCGUCUCCGUCUCCGUGUUCCCAGCACCGCCCGCCCCAUCCCUGCGGCUCAUCCCGCCCCUCCCGCUCUACGUGACGGGGGAGACGGUGACGGCCGAGUGCGUCGUCCCCGCUGGGCCCUACGUCCCCUGGGCCCACUGGGUGCGGAGAGACGGGGAGGCACUUCGAGAGCAGCCGGGGCCCCGGCUCUCCCUGAACAUCACCCCCAGCGACAGCGGGACCUACCGGUGUGGGUACAGCACAGAGCUCCAUGGGCGCCACCUCCGCUCACCCCCCAGCGACCCGGUGCCACUGAGAGUGACUGAUCCCCCUCCCCAGCCAGUGCUGAGGGUGGAUCCACCGUCCGGAGUGGUGAGUGAAGGGCUCCCCCUGCUCAUCACCUGCAUGGCCCCCGGGGACGCCAGCGAGAGGAGGUUUCACUUCAACAAGGAUGGAGCUGAGCUCGUCCCUGGGGACACAGGGUCUGAGAUCAGCACCACAGAGCCCAGCACCGGCUCUAUGAACUUCUCUGUGCUCAGCAUCCUGCGAGCCGGUCCCAGCAACACCGGGGAAUUCAGCUGCGGGUACGAGGUGAACAUGAGCAGCAGGUGGAUCCCAUCCCCCAGGAGCCAGGCUGUGAACGUCACUGUGACAGCUACCCGCCGGCUCUCCACGUAA
Molecule: messenger RNA, 2472 nt
Organism: Mauremys reevesii (Reeves's turtle)
Lineage: Eukaryota; Metazoa; Chordata; Testudines; Geoemydidae
Product: immunoglobulin superfamily member 1-like
Exons: 10
Coding region: 1-2472 (823 amino acids)
Biological process (GO): cell surface receptor signaling pathway
Molecular function (GO): transmembrane signaling receptor activity
Source: RefSeq, a predicted model, not a curated record